Menidia menidia (Atlantic silverside) is the source of this 3351-nucleotide messenger RNA. The record is from the annotation of a GenBank genome assembly. NCBI's taxonomy places the organism in Eukaryota, Metazoa, Chordata, Actinopteri, Atheriniformes, Atherinopsidae.
CUGCCAUGGGCUAAAUCAAAUGGAUUUUGUGUCUUUUUAUUACACCCACCAACAUUUAUCAGCAUGUCUCUGAAUCGGAUGACUACGACGGACACGGAGCAGUCUGCGGAGUACUCCGUGGAGUAUUCGGUGCGGAUCACCUCUGACUCGGUUCGUGACCCGGGUCGGAGCCGGGAUGUGGCCGUGCUGCGGUCCGGCCGCGCGCGCUGGCUGCCGCGCGCCGCGCGCCUGACUUUUACGCCGGACUCGCUGGAGAAACUUUACCAGAACUACUUCCGACGGCAGAGAGAGGAGAACCUGCUGGUGCUGCUGGUGUUCGCGGCCCUGUUCAACAGCUUCAUCAUCAUCAUGUGCGCGGUCGUGUACACCGACGACAAACUGGCCAUGCUGGUGGUGGCCGCGGUGGGGCUGGCCGCGGACGUGGCCCUGCACCUGCUGUGCCGGUUCCAAAAGCUCCCCGCGUCCCCGGUGGCGCGGGGAGCCGUGCCCUACGUGCUGUGGCUGAUGGUCACCGUCCACGUCCUCUGUUACAUGGGCCUGAAUUACCAGCGCUUCUCCGAGGCCAGCGACUCCGUGGGCUGGCAGGCUUUCUUCAGCUUCUCCAGUUUCCUGACCCUGCCGCUGGACCUGGUGCCCCUCGUCCUGCUCACGGCCCUGUCCUGUGGGGUACACACCUUGGUUUUGGGUGUCACACUGGCUCAAAGGUUUAAUGAUAAUCUGCAGGGGCCCAUGCUUGCGAGAAAGCUCCUGGCCAAUGUGAUGCUGUACUUUUGUGCAGCUAUAGUGGGUGUGAUGUCAUACUACAUGGCGGACAGGAAAUACAGGACAGCGUUUUUGGAAGCUCGUCAGUCGCUACAGGUCAAAUUGACUCUGGAAGAGCAGAGUACCCAGCAGGAGGAACUAUUACUGUCCAUCUUGCCCAAACACAUCGCUGAUGAAAUGCUGCAGGGCAUGAAGAACCAGGCCAAUGAGAACGACGUUCAGCAGCAGCAGCAGUUUAACACCAUGUACAUGUACCGCCAUGAAAACGUCAGCAUCCUCUUUGCUGACAUCGUGGGUUUCACCCAGUUAUCCUCAGCCUGUAGCGCCCAAGAGCUCGUAAAGCUGCUCAAUGAACUGUUUGCCAGCUUCGAUAAACUGGCCGCACAACAUCACCAGCUGAGGAUCAAGAUUCUUGGAGACUGUUACUAUUGCAUCUGUGGCCUCCCUGACUUCAGAGAGGAUCAUGCUGCUUGCUCCAUUAUGAUGGGCCUUGCGAUGGUAGAAGCUAUCUCAUAUGUACGGGAAAAGACCAAAACUGAGGUGGACAUGCGCGUCGGAGUUCAUACAGGCACCGUGCUGGGAGGAGUGCUCGGCCAGAAGCGCUGGCAGUUUGAUGUUUGGUCCACAGAUGUCACUGUGGCCAAUAAAAUGGAAUCUGGAGGAAUUCCAGGGAGAGUGCAUAUUUCCCAAAGCACCAAGGACAGCCUGCAUGGGGAAUAUGAACUGGAACCGGGAAAUGGCGGAGAGAGGUGUGAGUACCUGCUGGAGAAAGGCAUCGACACUUACUUGGUUUUGGUGCCCAAACCAGCAGGUAAUGGGCUAAACGGAAAUACACCAGCUACACUGACCAACAGAAAUUCUAAACAGUUGAUUCAAACAACAGCAACCAAUGGGAACAGUGUCUCACACCUGCCCACCCCAAAUAACUCUAAAAAGGAGAAGCAUAAAAGGGUUGAGGAACAAGCGAUCAACAGACGGCUGCAGCAGGAGCUGUUGGACAGAGAGUCUCAGCAAAUAAUGAAGGGUCAUAAAAUCAACCCCAUAUCCCUUCGUUUUGUGGACGGGAAGUUGGAGGAGCACUUCUCUUCAGAGAAGGAGAGGCGAAGCGGGGCGGCCUUCUGCUGCUGCAUCAUAGUGCUCUUUUUCAUCACAUUAAUGGAGGUUUUCAUAGACCCAUUAUUGGUUGUGAACUAUGUGACUCUCGCAGUAGGGCAGACGCUGUUGCUCAUCCUGACGUUUUGCUCCCUGGCUGCCAUCUUCCCAAGGAUGUUCUCUAAAAGGCUAGUCUCUUUCUCAAUGUGGAUUGAUCGCACCCGGUGGGCAAGAAACAUAUGGGCCAUGGCAGCCAUCUUUGUUUUAACCAUGGCUGUGAUCGCGGACAUGUUGAGUUGUGUCCCACCGUCCCUUCGCAUCUUCAACGGUACCUUCGGCCCCACGCUGGAGUCAUUUGGUGACCGAAGCUGUGCAGAGAAUCCAAAAUAUUACAGCUUUAUGGCUGUGAUGUCACUUAUCGCAACGGCAAUGCUGGUGCAGGUCAGUCAUCUCAUCAAGCUGGGCCUCAUGGUGCUGGUCGUCACAGCAACUGGAGCAGUCAACAUCUACAGCUGGAGGGAAAUAUAUGAUCUGUAUGACUUCAUACAGUUUGCCUCAUACAGAACAUCUAUGGUGCCAUCCAAAUACCUCAUGACUAUGAUGAUUAUCGUGAUGAUGAUUAGCUUUUACAUCUUUGCUCGCCAUUUGGAGCAACAGUCCAGGAAGCUGUUUCUGUGGAAGAUUGGUGUCCAUGACCAGAAGGAGAGAGUAUUUGAGAUGAGACGCUGGAACGAAGCAUUGGUCAUCAACAUGCUGCCAGAGCACGUGGCCAAACACUUCCUGGGCACUAAAAAGAGAGAUGAGGAGCUGUAUAGCCAGUCUUAUGAUGAAAUAGGUGUUAUGUUUGCUUCCAUCCCAAACUUUUCGGAUUUCUACACUGAAGAGAGCAUCAACAAUGGAGGGAUUGAAUGUCUCAGGAUCCUUAAUGAGAUCAUCUCAGAUUUUGACAGCUUGUUAGACAGAGACGACUUCCGAUGUAUCACGAAGAUCAAGACAAUAGGAAGCACCUACAUGGCUGCCUCAGGACUCACGCCAGAAAGUAACACUAAUGGAUACAGCAAGCCAGAGGACCAUUCAGUGGCUGAGCGCUGGCAGCACCUGGCUGAUCUGGCAGAGUUUGCCUUGGCCAUGAAAGUCACUCUCGACAACCUCAACAAACAGUCUUUCAACAACUUCAUGCUACGCAUCGGUAUGAAUAAAGGAGCAGUUCUUGCUGGAGUGAUCGGAGCUCGUAAACCUCACUAUGACAUCUGGGGCAACACAGUCAACGUAGCCAGCAGAAUGGAAUCGACUGGAGUGAUGGGAAACAUACAGGUGGUGGAGGAUUGCUACGACAUCCUGAAGGAGUAUGGCUUCCGCUUCAUUCGAAGAGGGCCAAUUUUUGUCAAAGGCAAAGGGGAGCUGCUAACCUUUUUCAUGAAAGGCAAAGACAAGCCAAAUUGCAAUGCAAAUCCUGUCCCCACAACUCUUCCGCAUCAAGUUGCUGCUGUCUCCUAA